Messenger RNA from Aureobasidium namibiae CBS 147.97, 756 nucleotides. Its product is annotated as adenine nucleotide alpha hydrolases-like protein. The transcript is spliced from 3 exons. The record is from RefSeq and is a predicted model, not a curated record. The annotation marks the transcript as partial. NCBI's taxonomy places the organism in Eukaryota, Fungi, Ascomycota, Dothideomycetes, Dothideales, Saccotheciaceae.
AUGCCCAACGUCCGAGUCGCUGGCGGUCCAGCCACAGAGACCAGCCGCAGCCGCAGUCGUAGGCCAAUACCCAUCAAGGAGACGUCGGCCAACAGCGGCAGGCGACUCAGCAGCCCUCCUCCACCUACUCAGUUCAAGCCUCGUGUCUCGUUUGACACUUUCGACAAUCGCGACGCUUCGGAUUUCUCCCUGACUCUGAGUCGCAAGCAUCGCGAAUAUGAGUACACCAAACGCUCGCGUACCUUCCUCUGCGGCACCGAUGUGAACGACUACUCGGAUACUGCUCUGGAAUGGCUGGUUGACGAACUUGUCGAUGACGGCGAUGAAGUCGUCUGUCUGAGGGUCGUUGAGAAGGACAGCAAAGAGGCAGCCAAAUGGGCCGGUGGCGGAAGCGACAGAGGAGGCAGAGAGCGCAGCUAUCGUAAAGAGGCGAAUCGCAUGCUCGAACGCAUCGAGGAGAAGAACACCGAAGACAAGGCCAUCAACAUCAUCCUCGAGUUUUCCAUCGGCAAGAUCCAAGAUACGAUCCAGCGCAUGAUCAGAAUCUACGAGCCCGCAAUACUAGUCGUCGGUACACGAGGUCGAUCUCUGGGUGGCUUCCAAGGCUUACUACCCGGUUCCGUAUCAAAGUACUGUCUCCAACACUCGCCCGUCCCCGUCAUCGUCGUCCGCCCAUCCUCCAAGCGCGACAAGAAAAAGCGACAGAGACUCGAGGAUCCCACCCGCCGCGGCUACCGCGACAUCCUCGACAAGAGC